CCCGCCUGCCCCCCUAGCAGGCUGGGGAGGAGGGCCAUGGCCAGCCCGGAGGAGCGGCUCGCUCCCCGCCCCCAGGCCCCGCUGCCGGAGGCUGGGGACGAGCCCGGCCGUGGUCAAGUCCGUCUGGAACCCCGGCGCGGCGCGGCCAGCGGGCGGAGUGCUGUGGGCCUGAGCUUGGCCCGGGAGCUGCUUGGCUGCGGCCGGGAGGAGCUAGCGGCGCCCCCGCCCCUGUCCCGGUCCCUGUCUCCCGCAGGCCACGCCAGCCCCGCUGGGGGCCCCGGCGCCCUCUCAGUUCUCAGCGCCGGAGGCUGCGGCUGGGUGGCGGCCCGUGCUCCUUGGGCGCUCGCCUUCUCCUCCCCUGUCCCCUCCUCCUCCUUUUCAUCUUCCUGGUACUUCUGGCCGCCGCCCCCCCUGCCCCCUCCCCCUCUUGUCCCCUCCUCAUCUGCCUUCCACCUCCCAGCGCGUCUCCCGAGAAGGGAGGGAGCAGCGGCGGCUGGAGGAGGAGGAGGAGGCGGCGGCGGCGGCGAUGCUGGCGGCGGAGGAGGAGGACAAGAGGCAGAUCCCUUGAGCGUCCCCCCAGGCAGUAGUCACCGCAGCGGCGGUGGCAACAGCGGUGGCAGCGGCGGGCGGCGGCGGCUCUUCCUUUCGCCUGCGAUCCAAGGCUUGCUGCUCCCAGCCCGCUCCGGGCCCCGGCCACCUCCACCGCCGCGGCUCCCCUUACACCCCGGCGCACACCGCGCGGACUCCUUGGGUUUUCCGGGUGCCGGCGGGGGCUGCCCUGGCCUCGGCCCCGGCUCUGCGGCCGGUGGCCGAACUCCGUGGCGGCCCCGAGGCACCGCCCUCCCCCUUGCCACUGCCUGGCCGCUGCUCUUCGGCUCCGACAUGGAAGAUGGACCCUCUAACAAUGCGAGUUGCUUCCGAAGGCUGACCGAGUGUUUCCUCAGCCCCAGUUUGACGGAUGAAAAGGUGAAGGCCUAUCUUUCCCUCCAUCCCCAGGUAUUAGACGAGUUUGUUUCUGAAAGCGUUAGUGCGGAGACCGUGGAGAAGUGGCUGAAGAGGAAAAACAACAAAGCAGAAGAUGAACCAUCUCCUAAGGAAGUCAGCAGGUACCAGGACACGAACAUGCAGGGAGUCGUGUACGAGCUGAACAGCUACAUAGAGCAGCGCCUGGACACCGGCGGGGACAACCACCUGCUCCUGUACGAGCUAAGCAGUAUCAUCAGGAUAGCCACAAAAGCCGACGGAUUUGCACUGUACUUCCUUGGAGAGUGCAAUAAUAGUCUGUGUGUGUUCACACCACCCGGAAUGAAGGAAGGUCAACCGCGUCUCAUCCCCGCAGGGCCCAUCACCCAGGGCACCACCAUCUCUGCCUAUGUGGCCAAGUCUAGGAAGACCCUGCUGGUAGAGGACAUCCUUGGGGAUGAGCGAUUUCCCAGAGGCACUGGCCUGGAGUCAGGAACCCGAAUCCAGUCUGUCCUUUGCUUGCCUAUUGUCACUGCCAUUGGAGACUUGAUUGGCAUCCUUGAACUGUACAGGCACUGGGGCAAAGAGGCCUUCUGCCUCAGCCAUCAGGAGGUUGCAACCGCCAAUCUCGCUUGGGCUUCCGUAGCAAUACACCAGGUGCAGGUGUGCAGAGGUCUCGCCAAGCAGACCGAACUGAAUGACUUCCUGCUCGAUGUAUCAAAGACAUACUUUGAUAACAUAGUCGCCAUAGACUCUCUACUUGAACACAUCAUGAUAUAUGCAAAAAAUCUAGUGAACGCCGACCGCUGCGCGCUCUUCCAGGUGGACCACAAGAACAAGGAGCUGUACUCGGACCUGUUUGACAUUGGGGAGGAAAAGGAGGGGAAGCCCGUCUUCAAGAAGACCAAGGAGAUCAGAUUUUCCAUUGAGAAAGGGAUUGCUGGUCAAGUGGCAAGAACAGGAGAAGUCCUGAACAUUCCUGAUGCCUACGCAGACCCUCGCUUUAACAGGGAGGUGGACCUGUACACAGGCUACACCACGAGGAACAUCCUGUGUAUGCCCAUAGUGAGCCGCGGCAGCGUGAUCGGCGUGGUGCAGAUGGUUAACAAGAUCAGCGGCAGCGCCUUCUCCAAGACGGACGAGAACAACUUCAAGAUGUUUGCUGUCUUCUGUGCUCUGGCCUUGCACUGCGCUAACAUGUACCACAGGAUCCGCCACUCAGAGUGCAUCUACAGGGUUACCAUGGAGAAGCUGUCUUACCACAGCAUCUGCACCUCUGAGGAGUGGCAAGGCCUCAUGCAGUUCAACCUGCCAGCACGCAUCUGCCGGGACAUCGAGCUAUUCCACUUUGACAUUGGUCCUUUCGAGAACAUGUGGCCUGGGAUCUUUGUCUACAUGAUCCAUCGGUCUUGUGGGACAUCCUGUUUUGAACUUGAAAAAUUGUGCCGUUUUAUCAUGUCUGUGAAGAAGAACUAUAGGCGGGUUCCUUACCACAACUGGAAGCAUGCCGUCACGGUGGCACACUGCAUGUACGCCAUACUUCAAAACAACAAUGGCCUCUUCACAGACCUCGAGCGCAAAGGCCUGCUAAUUGCCUGUCUGUGCCACGACCUGGACCACAGGGGCUUCAGUAACAGCUACCUGCAGAAAUUCGACCACCCCCUGGCAGCGUUGUACUCCACCUCCACCAUGGAGCAACACCACUUCUCCCAGACGGUGUCCAUCCUCCAGCUGGAAGGGCACAACAUCUUCUCCACCCUGAGCUCCAGCGAGUACGAGCAGGUGCUGGAGAUCAUCCGCAAAGCCAUCAUCGCCACUGACCUCGCACUGUACUUUGGGAACAGGAAGCAGUUGGAGGAGAUGUACCAGACAGGGUCGCUGAACCUCCACAACCAGUCCCAUCGAGACCGUGUCAUCGGCUUGAUGAUGACUGCCUGCGAUCUUUGCUCUGUGACGAAACUAUGGCCAGUUACAAAAUUGACAGCAAAUGAUAUAUAUGCAGAAUUCUGGGCUGAGGGGGACGAGAUGAAGAAGCUGGGGAUACAGCCCAUCCCUAUGAUGGACAGAGACAAGCGAGAUGAAGUCCCUCAAGGACAGCUUGGAUUCUACAAUGCUGUGGCCAUCCCCUGCUAUACCACCCUGACGCAGAUCCUCCCACCCACAGAGCCUCUGCUGAAGGCCUGCAGGGAUAACCUCAAUCAGUGGGAGAAGGUAAUUCGCGGGGAAGAGACAGCAAUGUGGAUUUCAGGCCCAGCAACUAGCAAAAGCACAUCUGAGAAGCCGACCAGGAAGGUCGAUGACUGAUCCUGAGGUGAUGUCUGCCUAGCAACUGACUCAACCUGCUUCUGUGACUUCGUUCUUUUUAUUAUUAUUUUUUUUAACGGGGUGAAAACCUCUCUCAGAAGGUACCGUCGCAUAUCCAUGUGAAGCAGAUGACUCCCUGCGCACAGCUCGGACCGUGAGCAACCCGGGCUCCACCGUGUUCAGACGUCGGCUAUUCCAUGGCUCCGCCUGACCCCCGAACUGCGCUGGCUGGAGGGGGCAGAGACGACAGGGGGGGUUCUUACCUGCAUCCUUCCAUGAGGGUGUGGUUCUGUGUUUCAUCUCUAACAGAGAUGCUACUGCUUGGUGGCGUUUGUUAGAAAUGGGACACACGCCCCUGUCGUGAAGUUUACAUGUGACCUUCUUGUAGGUAACUUGAGUUCGUAGCCUGGGACCCAUGUAAUGAAGGUUACAGUCCACAGGUGAUAGAGAAAUUCAAGCUGUAAGUUGCAGGUGCACUACAAGUGUGUUCAUUCAGUUUACCUGGGGGCACGGAGGCGAGUCAGCUCCACGAGGAAGCAUACCUCUGCCCUCAUCAAGGGGACACAGGGUACAUCCCAGGCAUCAGAGAACUGCAGCUCACCUCAAACCAUGUCAAAGAAUUAAAACACACCCCCCUCCCCUCACUGUAGCCUUUGGCAACUUUGCCAAACCCUUCACACAAAGAAAAUAAAAGUAAGGCGUAUAAAUUUCCUCCAGCAAGCAAAUCUUGUGAGUAAAAAAAAAAAAAA
Molecule: messenger RNA, 4016 nt
Organism: Rattus rattus (black rat)
Lineage: Eukaryota; Metazoa; Chordata; Mammalia; Rodentia; Muridae
Gene: Pde10a
Product: phosphodiesterase 10A
Exons: 22
Coding region: 37-3267 (1076 amino acids)
Biological process (GO): negative regulation of receptor guanylyl cyclase signaling pathway; signal transduction
Molecular function (GO): 3',5'-cGMP-stimulated cyclic-nucleotide phosphodiesterase activity; protein binding
Source: RefSeq, a predicted model, not a curated record